UAUAUUGCCAUCUUCAUUUUGCUGCGAUCGUCAGACUGUGAUCGUUUCGUUAGGACGAUGAAGCUUUUCACGUUAUUUCAAAUGAUUAUUUUCGGUUUGUCGGUAGUGCAUCUUGGUGAGUCAUGUGGAAGUCGGCUGACAUUACAUACCAGUUCAUUUCAUGCAAAGCCAUCCCAAACGACAACAGAGUAAGUCCACAAUUUAAGAUGCUUGUUUACAGUUGAGGGCGAUGUAGGACAAGGAAAAUUGAAUAUCUAGCCUUGGUAGAAUACAAACGUCGAUCAAAUCAUAUUUAUACCUGACAUAUUUACACAAGAUGUAGCGUGAUCAUUCUGCGUGAGAAACAACAGUAUUAUCAUCAUCAAUUGCUAUCAUUCACCUCUUACAGGAAACAAGGUGUCUUUAUAUUUUUCUUAGUCAUGGCGAUGCUGUUUCUAAUGCGGCAUUCGUUGUAGAAAAAUUUUCAGACCCAUGUAUCGGAGAUAUUCCUCCCUCGUUCUCGUGCAUGUUUUUUUUUUCCCAAAACUAUUCUUGUGUUCAUCACUUAGCGCUUAUAAGCUACUUAGCGGACCAACGCCUUACUUUCUUCAUCCACUUCAAAAUAGCAUGAUGAUCUAUUACAAAGGAAGAAGAUUAUCAAUAACUAGAUUAGUGUUUACGCCUCUUCCAGCUGUUUUCGUUCAGAGAAACCCUCAACUGCAACUUCGUUCAUCUCCUUGGAUUUUCUUAAAGUAUUCCUAUCAAAUUUGUACUAAUUAAGCGUUUUUGCGCUCUAUCGAAAAGUACACUUAUCAGAUGGAAAUGAGCCUCAUCGUUAUCUCUCUAUCUAACCCUAUAAGCUCAAAAUGAAAUUUACAUUACUUCAUUCCUCAUUGCAAUUUUUUGUCUGAGAUUUAAAGGCAAAUAUAAACUGAAUAAGAACUGUUUACAAUCUCUUGCAUACUAUCAAAGUUCUACCUCCUUAAAACAUUUGAGCGACCCCCCUUCCAUCUCCUACUGUGUCCCCCCCGCCCCAUAGUGGACUCAAAGGUAUUAUGAUAUGAAGUUGUCCGGAGGAGGCUCAGGAUAGGGUGUUACGUGCGGUAUCUGCACAUUGCUCCAGGAUGUGGACAAGCUGGUUUUUUUCUGAUAAAGCAACUGAGGAUAAACCGUCGAAAUUAUAAGACGAAUAACUCCAGUUUUUAUCUUCAGGACCGGCAUAACUGAAAGUGAUUUGAAGAUUAUUCAACAAAAGGUGAGUUACGUUUUCGUAUGUUCAUUUUGUAUUCACAAAACAAAACAAUACCUCAAAAGAAUGCAGCUCAAGUAGUGCAAAGUUAUAUAAUAGACAUCCUAAGAUCGCCAAAUUGAUCGCCUGUAAUAAAACCUUUUAGAACCCACCUGUAUUUCAUGUCCCUAAGUUAUUAGGGCCUCGAUAUACCAGGCCAUUCGAUGUUGAUUACAUUCAUUUUGGCUCCAACGCAAAAAAUGUUAACAAGCUUUUUAAAUUAUAAAUUACAUGGGAAUGAAGUGGACAAAUGAAGCAAUAGAAAACAAAGUGAAAUAAUGACUUGAAGGGGACGAAUGGGAGGACUUUGUAGACGCUGGGCUACGAUUGUGUCGUUUUGGCCUCGAAACUGCUUUUCCAGUAGAGAAAAAACCUACUCAACUUUAUACUUUUCAUGAUCGUACCGUUUCAAGACAUUGAACACACUGAGAUGGGGUACGCCGUGUUAUUGUAUUUAUACUCCAACCUGAUGAUCUCUUUCAGGAUGAUCCCUUGAUGUCGAAUAUCUCGAGAGAAGGAAUUCUUCGUGGAUUAAAAGAAUGCCAAAGGCUAUUUAGAAACGAUAUCUGGAACUGUCCAUCGGAGAUGUUUAAAGUGCUAUCCUUCUCUAACGAGUCGACUUAUCGCUAUGGUAAGACCUACUAGACUUAAGGCCGGAUAUCUCAUUAGUUCGUUGAAAAUCCAAUUUUCCUCCUAAGUUGCCAUUGUAUAAGUGUGACGCAGCAGAAAAACACCCUUUCAGUUCUAUUUCCCGCAGCACCAUUGCAGUAGUGAACCGUGAACCGUGAACCGUGAACCAUCCAUGCACCCGGUUUACACAGACUUUUGUCUAAUCGCGGAAAGAGCAGUGGUAACUAAAUACUUUCCCUUAUUGCUCUUUCUUACAGCCACUCGGGAGACUGCUUUUAUGUAUGCUAUAACCGCAGCCGCUAUAACCCAUGAAUUCACUCACCAGUGCACAUUGGGAAGAAUCCCCGGGUGUGGAUGCGGAACUUAUUACGGUGAUGGUGUUAUAAGUGGAUGUGGCGAGAACAUUGCGUUCGGACAAAGGGAGGCUAUGCGUCUUUUCCGAGUACCGCGGAAAAGAAGAUUACGAUUGGAUGCUUUGACGGCUGUAAAUAUGCACAACUACAAUCUUGGAACAAAAGUAAGUUAUCAUGCAUAAAUAAACUAUUUUAAAACAUCGUAAGUAACCAAGUUUAGUUCACGCUCAGUCAGCGAAAGUUUGACUUUGGACAGCACGAUCCUUUUUUUCGGUAUCCCAACCCUCUACGCUUGCUACAAAACAGCAACGAAAUCUGGGGAAAACUUUAGUAAAUAAAUAACUUUCCAAAUUGUACAUACCAAACAAAAGCUUUCGGCUUUAGGAGAAGUUACAUCGAUUUGAGACGAAAAGCUCUUAAAGGUAAAAUAACAAAUGCUUCCCAUGACAAGCUUCCCAGGAGAAGAUAACAAUGAAAAAGGACGAACACAUCCUCUCAGGUUAAAAUGGCGAAUAUUCAUGGAGUUUCAAUAUCGUUUUCUCCGUAACAGUUUCGGUUAUUUCAUAACUAUUUUUUUGUCUGUCAGUCUCCUACAGUAAACACACAGCGAUUCUUUGUUAGCAUACUUUUGAGGCUAUUGCCUCCCGUAGGAGGUGAAGCCACACAUGUUAUCGAAAUGAGUGAGUGAGUUCGUGAGUGAGUGAUAGUAGGUACCAAUAGAAUGUCGAACUUAACCGAUUUUGAACAAAUUUCGCUUAUUAUUUAUUUCGGAGGAUCUUCGUGAUCGACAUUCGCGCUAGCAAUUACUGGGCGUAGCAUACACUUAAGAAAGAAGAAUGUCUUCGAAACAAAUUAUUUUGUGCCCUAAGAAAACCAAGGUGUCAUUUUUUUUCAGUUCUUGCCGUGACAUUACAGACAAAAGCGCCUCACAAUCAUUUCAGGAUGGCGCGUAGUUAAAAACAAAAUUUUCUAGCAGGAAUGUCUUAAUAGGUGUGAUCAGGGCAUCAUGAAAUCUAAGAGAAAAAAUUUCUUAAAAGAGAGAGCCUUUCAUCGUUUGAAUCAGCGAAUUAUGCCCAGUAGAUGCGAAGAUAUAAUUUUUUUAGUUCCAAAAGAUGUUAAACAUCUCAAAUAAUUUCACAAAUAAUUUCGGCGCGCUAUUGGUAACAAAACUUUUAUUCGUGGAAAUACCUAAAUGGAAGGUGUGAUCUUUCGAAGAGAGAGCAUUUAGCGACUAACGCCCAGAGGAGGCGCGAAAUUUGCAGAGCGAGCAAGUUUCAAAGUCUCACAGAGUGAACCUUUUAGACGGAAUGAUGGAACGGUGGAAAGGUGAAAUAUCCUAACACGGAAUGACGGAACCUCCUAAAACGCGAAAUGCCUUGUCAAAUGAAGCAAAAGUCUCACAAAAAAGGAAUUGCAAUGAGAUAACAGAACAAUUUAUAAUUAACAAGCAAAACUAAAGGAAGCAUAGCUUAAGCAUUAUUGGAGCCAAGAGGAUAGAGAAAUAGUUGGAUUCUGGAACUAGUUUCAAUGAAUUAUCAUCACUAUUGCUAUUGUUAUCAUUUUCAUUAUUAUUAUUAUUAUUAUUAUUAUUAUAAAAUUACUAUGAAUAUAUGAAAAUCAUGUAUGUCAACUGCGGAUUAUUAUUAUUAUUAUAAUUGUUAUUGUUAUUAUUUCAAGGGGUGGCACUUAAUAGCCCAUAGAUAAUAAACUUGUGGCCCACUAUGAAAUAUCAUCAUUUUAAAAAAGCUGAUGACAGAAGUUAAAAACUAAAAAUCGAUCCAUCUACAAUUCGAUUAUCAGGAUGUUAGAUCCCAUAUAUCGUGAACUUUACAAACAUUAUUUGAACUUUUUUAAAGAUACCGAACUUUUCCUGUCUACAGAUUGUCCGAGAAAGCUUGCAGCUGAGAGGAAGAUGUGAAGGGGGCUUUUUUAACUCCGAUCCUUGCCGAGUGAAAACAAUGUGGACGGUAUUGGCACCAUUUGAAGUUGUUUCCUCAAAGCUUAAAGAAAAAUACCACGGGGCCUUGCAGGUGUCCUUCAUAAACAACAGACUUCAGCAGUUGCGCCCACAUUACCCAAUCGAUCAAAAUCUUGUGUACCUCGACGACUCGCCAAGCUACAUCAUGCGAAAUGACAGCUUAGGCAUUCAUGGAAUGCUGGGACGGUCAUGCAGGAGAGAUAUGAGCGAUGAUAAGUGUGAACUAUUCACUGCUAUCUGUGAUUCUAUUGGACUGAACCCAACAAUAGUGGAGCAUUUCAAGCAGGUUAAAUGUAGAUGUAAGUUUAUUUGGUGCUGCAGAGUUGAAUGUGAGACAUGCACUGAGAAGUAUAAUGAAACAAGGUGUUCACUGUAAGCGGAUACUAUACUGUAUGUCAUGAAGAAAGAGAUUUCAUGGUUAACUUCCUGCAAUGUCAAGUAUAUUAAAUGUGUGCGUGUGUUUAUUGACCUAAAAGUACAAAACAUCAUAUUUUGAAAUAAUCCUACCAAGUGUGUCGUUAGUGCUACAGGUUUGUUUGGAGCCCCAUCCAAUGCACGCCAGAUACACUUGAAGACAGCGUUUCAUUCAAACCACGCGACGAUAGUUUUUCAUUCUCGCUGAAGAUAACAGAUAAGAUGGUUUUCCGUCUGCAUUACAAUCAUGACCAGCGAAACAAAAUAUUAAAUGAAUAGACCCUUCAGCUGUUGAGCAUGCGUAAUGAAAGUGUUUACCCCCCAUCUUCCCCAUGAAUAAAGGAAUAACCGAG
Molecule: messenger RNA, 4995 nt
Organism: Pocillopora meandrina
Lineage: Eukaryota; Metazoa; Cnidaria; Anthozoa; Scleractinia; Pocilloporidae
Source: the annotation of a GenBank genome assembly